Molecule: messenger RNA, 980 nt
Organism: Zymoseptoria tritici IPO323
Lineage: Eukaryota; Fungi; Ascomycota; Dothideomycetes; Mycosphaerellales; Mycosphaerellaceae
Exons: 2
Coding region: 339-980 (213 amino acids)
Biological process (GO): cellular response to carbon dioxide; carbon utilization; cellular response to oxidative stress
Cellular component (GO): cytoplasm
Molecular function (GO): zinc ion binding; carbonate dehydratase activity
Source: RefSeq, a predicted model, not a curated record
GUUGCAUCGCUGAUAAGACAGGGCGGCAGGGUAUAUCGGCCGACGUAGGGUCGAUUCUCGGGCAUCGGAGAAGCAAAUAAGUGGACGAUCAGUCUGUUCUUGUGCAUUCGAUCCCGCGCUUCCCAACGAUGUGUUCACCCCGCCAAAAUCACCUUGAGACGAGAAGAUACCACCCUUCGUCCUUUCUCACACUCACGACCUUGGGAGCCACCUACUUAAACUGUUUCCGAACCUCGCUGUCCUCACCGAUCUCGUUGGCAUCCGUGCAGAGAGCCUGCCGAGACUAACCCUAAAACCCACGAACCAUACUCGACCUCAAUCGCGCGGAAAAAGCAACCAUGUCUGCCAACGACGCCUACAAGCACGCGCUCGAGUGCAACAAGAAAUGGGCCGAUGAAGUUAGCAAAACCGACCCGUCCUUCCUCCCGAAUGCCGCCAAAGGUCAAGCACCGCCAAUUCUCUGGCUGGGAUGCGCCGACUCUCGUGUCCCAGAGACAGUGAUUCUCGGCUGUAAACCCGGUGACGUCUUCACGCACCGCAACAUCGCCAACAUCAUCAACCCGACCGACGUCAGCUUGCUGUCCAUUGUCCAAUUCGCCGUCUUCCACUUGAAGGUCAAGCACAUCGUGGUCUGCGGACACACCUCAUGCGGAGGAGUCAAAGCCUCGCUGGCGAACACAAAGUUGGACAUCUUGGACAUUUGGCUACAGCCGCUCCGUGCGCUGAGGGAGAGAUACUCGGACGAGCUGGAAGCGCUGCCUGAUGAGACGGCCCGGAGCACGUUCUUGGCGCAGAGAAAUGUCUAUCACGGCUUGGAGAACCUGAAGCGUAUGCCUACCGUCAUUGACGCUAUGCGCGAGAGAGGCGUGGAGGUCCACGGAGUGCUGUACCAUCUGGACACGGGCUUGUUGGAGGAGGUGCUGGACGAGGAGGAUGAGAAGACGGCGAAGAAGCGUGUCACCAACUUCGAGAUGCACUGA